This is a messenger RNA of Tinamus guttatus (white-throated tinamou), 1859 nucleotides long. NCBI's taxonomy places the organism in Eukaryota, Metazoa, Chordata, Aves, Tinamiformes, Tinamidae. The record is from RefSeq and is a predicted model, not a curated record.
GUUGAAAUGUUGCACUCUGCUUUUCGGAAAGAACUGGAGAAAGCAAAGUUCUGUGUUCAACAGCAAAGCCAAAGGCUUGAUGCUUCCCAGAAACGGAUAGCUGAACUGGAAUCUCAGCUUGCUAAAAAGGACCACCUGUUCCUGGAACAAAAGAAGUACCUAGAAGAUGUUAAAAUUCAAGCAAGAGGUCAGCUGCAAGCAGUAGAAAGUAGAUACAAGGCCCAGAAGAGAAUCACACAGGCAUUUGAGCUGGAGAUCUUAGAUCUGUUUGGCCGGCUAGAGAAGAGCAGCCUGCUGAAAAAACUUGAAGAAAAAGCAGAAGCAGCUGAAGCAGCAGAGGAAAGGCUGGAUUGUGGCAGUGACGGUUGUGCAGACGCCGUGGCAGGACACAGUGAAGAAACCAUUGGUAGAAACGGAGAGACCAAACCUGCGAGCGCGCGGGGCGGCAGCAGCAGCAAGGGCGGCAGCAGCAGCGAGCUCUCCACCCCAGAAAAACCCCAGAACCAGAGAUUGAGCAGUCGCUGGGAGACAUCCGUGUUGCUGGAGCCCUCGACUACUGUUCCCCUGACUGUAGGUUCCCUCCCCAGCUCCAAGAGCUUCCUUGGAAUGAAGGCACGAGAAUUAUUUCGCAACAAGAGCGAGAGCCAGUGUGAUGAGGAGGGCGUAACCAUCAACAGCCUUGCUGAUACUCUAAGGAGCGAACUCUGUAAAGAUCCAAGCCUGGAGAAGAAGGCCCAUCCGAGCUCCGACAACCUUAGCCUUUCCCCCAAGAUCCAGGAGAGCAGUGUUGGACAGCUUCAUAUCAUGGACUACAACGAAACUCAUCAUGACCACAGUUAAAAAGGAGGAUAGUCAAUCAGUGUUAUUUUCAUAUUCUUGGCAUAGAACAGGAGGCGUGAAUGCAAGUUUAACUAAAAGCUUUUAUGUUUCUUUGGUCUGAGCAGCUAGCUCAUGCAGUGGAAUAGGAUUGAUGUCCGGGAUUGGAAAAUGGCUGCUGAAUGAAUGCAAAGUGAUUUUUUGGGGUCUGGAAUUGUAAUGCCCAGCCUAACUCUUGCUUCUUUCUCAAAUUCAGUCUUUAGCAGCGUGUACUAAUUUGAAGGGACAUCUGUUAGCAUUGCAGGUAUUUUUUUUCCUUUCUCCCUGUCCCCAGUGAGCAGCUGCAUUUAUGAACUUGAGUGCAAUAUGAGGCCAAAUUAACAUUUGUGACUCUACUAUGAAUGCUUUGUAUUUCCUUGCAAGCUUCCAGUUUAGAGCAGUUAAUUAUGCUGCCUGUCCAGGUGACUUCUUCGGUUAUUUUUAUCCUGGAAGGGAGCAAAACUAGAAUUUCUAGUGCAUUCAUCUAAAGGUCUAUAUUUUACCUGUUCACUGUCCCACUUCCCUUGGAGUCCAGUUUUCAUUAAUUUGGACUCUGAUCAAAUAACUAAAUGUUUAAAGAAGAAUGUACAUCUGCAAAGCGAUUGACACCCUAAUUCAUAAUCAUUGUUCAUACUGUCCUUAACAUUUCUUGGAAGUUGCAUUGGAACGGACGAUGAGGAACUGGAGCUUGUAAUGCAGAGACCAUAGAUGCUGAAGACUUGUUAGAACACUAGCUUCUGAUUUUUUUAACUGACCGCUUUUAGUUAAAUCUAAAAAUGCUGUCUUUGUCAAGUUAAUCUGUUCCCUGCCUCGCUCUUUGUAAGCAUGUUAAACAAUCCACAUUAAAUGCCAUAAAUAUGAAAUAUGAGGAAAUGGUACAAUCCUAAGCUAAAGAGAACUUAAACCAAAAGGAGGUUUUUGCUGUCCUUAUUAGAAUGUUCUAAAAUGUCAAGGCAGUUGCUUGUGUUUAACUGUGAACAAAUAAAAUGUAUUGUUUUGCACUA